AUGAAAAGCAAGGGAAAUGGAGCUGUGCUGAUAAAUCAGAUAGACACUCAACAAGGUGAUGUUGGGUCUCUUUCGAGAGACAAUGUUAUGACAGUAGCAGAUUGUUUUCAUAAGAUAUUGGGCACAUUAAAAAAUAAUGAGGAUGCUAUGGUACAAGGAGGAGCACGAGCUGAUGCAGAGAAUGAAUUGAAAAGUGAACCUAAGAAAGUGGAAUCAGUAGAUAUGGCGAAUAAAGUUCAACAAUAUGCACUUAUGCAAAUUGAUAAUGUCAGCGGUUCUGAAACAAGAGGAGAGGAAUUGGUUAAAGCAUGUGGAGGGAGAUGGAAGCACAAAGCACGACUGGUGAAACCGAUUGGAGAAAAUACAGGUAGUGGGCUAGAUAACAAUGUGGGAAAGGAGGGGGGAAAAAGAAAAUGUGAGGAAGAGACUAACAUGUGGUGGGACCAGUGGGACUGGCCCACCACGAACAAUGAGAAUUUUAAGUUGGAAUGUCCAGGGUUUCGGGACCCCUGGGACGUUCCAUUCUCUCAAGCGUAUUUUGAGGGAGAAAAAACCCGAGCUGGUGUUCCUUAUGGAAACGCGGAUGACGAAAGCUCAAAUGGAGAAAAGAAGAUUUCAAUGUGGUAUGACAGGGGGAAUUUAUGUGGGAAGAGUGGGAUUAGGGGGAGGCUUAUUGUUGAUGUGGACAACUAG
Messenger RNA from Prunus armeniaca (apricot), 693 nucleotides. The record is from the annotation of a GenBank genome assembly. NCBI's taxonomy places the organism in Eukaryota, Viridiplantae, Streptophyta, Magnoliopsida, Rosales, Rosaceae.